Messenger RNA from Erinaceus europaeus (western European hedgehog), 1798 nucleotides. RefSeq names its product keratin-associated protein 16-1. Gene Ontology annotation, cellular component: keratin filament. Lineage: Eukaryota; Metazoa; Chordata; Mammalia; Eulipotyphla; Erinaceidae. The transcript has a single exon. The record is from RefSeq and is a predicted model, not a curated record. The coding region runs from base 48 to 1421 and encodes 457 amino acids.
CAAGGCAGCAAGCUCUCAACACUCACAAGAGCAAAGCCCCAUCCACCAUGUCUGGAAACUGCUGUUCUAGGAAAUGCCCCUCUGUGCCAGCCAUCUCCCUCUGCUCCACUGAUGUGAACUGCAGUGGCCCUGUCUGCCUGCCUAGCUCAUGCCAGAGCCAGACAUGGCAAUUGGUGACCUGUCAAGAUAGCUGUGGAUUGUCAAGCUGUGGCUCCCAGUGCUGUCAGCCCUCCUGCUCCCUGGGCAGCUGUGCCCAGCCUGUGUGCUGUGAGGCCACCAUUUGUGAGCCUGCUUGCUCCAUGAGCAACUGUGCCCAGCCUGUUUGCUGUGAAGUCACCCCUUAUGAGCCCUCCUGCUCCAUGGACAGCUGUGUCCAGUCUUUGUGCUGCACAGCUACAAUUUGUGAGCCUUCUUGCUCUGUGAGCAGCUGCUGCCAACCUGUGUGCUGCGAGACCCCUUCUUGCCAACCAGUUCUCUGUGUGCCCACAUCCUACCAGGCGCUCCUCUGCAAGCCCAGCUGCUGCCAGCCAGUCAUCUGUGAGCCCAGCUGCUGUCCAGCUGUCUGCAGUGUGUCCAGCCCCUGCCAGCCAAUGCUCUGUGAGCCUGCUUGCUGUCAGCCUACAUGUCCCACUCCUAGCUGCUGCCCAUCUGUCUGCUGUGACUCCAGUCCUUGUGAGCCAGCAUGCUCAGAGUCCAGCAGCUGCCAGCCAGCUGCCUGCAUGGCUCUGGUCUGUGAGCCCAUCUGCCUCCAUUCUGUCUGCUGUGUUCCGAGUUCCUCUGAGCCAUCUUGUGUCUCUAACACUUGCCAAGAGCCUUCUUGUAGUGUCUCUAACACCUGUCAGCCCAUCUGCUCUGAGACCAGCUCCUGCUCACCUGGUGUCUGUGUGCCCAGUCCAGGUCAACCCACCUGCUACAUAGUCAAGCGCCGCCAUCCUGUGCCCUGUGAUCCCCGCCCACCUACCUCCUGCCAACCUCUCUGCUGCCGCCGAGGGUCUUCUGCUUCUGCUAUCUGCCAACCCACCUGCACUCGUACUUUCUACAUACCCAGCUCCUGCAAACAGCCUUGCACUACUCCAGUUCCCUACCGCCCUAUCUACCGCCCCAUCUGCUCUGGACCCAUUACCUACAGACAGCCGUAUGUGACAUCUGUCUCCUACCGCCCUGCCUGCUAUCGCCCCUGUUACUCCAUCCUGCGCCGCCCAACCUGUGUGACUUCAGUCUCUUACCGUCCUGUUUGCUCUCACCUGACUAGUGCAGACUCCUGCAAAAGGGAUUGCAGCAAGUCCACUUCUAGUCAGCCUGACUGUGCUGACUCAACACCCUGCAAGGGGGAGGUCUCAGAUGUCAGCCCUUGUCAGCCUGCUGAGGCGAAAUCCAGCAGCCCCACUACCCCUGAGGCUGCCACCAAGUCUGCUGACUGAUAAGCUGACCUUGGCCAGUGAUUCCUGCAGAGCAAGCCAGUAGCUAGGAAGAAAGUUCGACUGCUCUCCCCGAAGCUCUUCAGCACUUAGAAUCACUUGCUUUCUGCACCAUACUUGCCAUAUGCUUAUGCUUUGAAGAGCUAAUCAGAAAUGCCAGUAUCCUACUGGUUGAAACUAAAGCCUCCUAUGUGCCGGAACAUUCAGGGUUCCUGUCUGCUGCUGCUGUCAAGCUGAGACAAGCUGCUUUGACACAUCAACUCAAGCCUCUAUUACAUGUAUAUUCUUCUGCCCUCAUGUGUGUGCUCAUAUUUUGUGUGGACCUCUUCCAUGAGGUGAAGAUAUUUAACUAUCCAAUAAAUAUGGCUGAGUUGAAGUGA